Messenger RNA from Myotis lucifugus (little brown bat), 3527 nucleotides. It is a transcript of the gene ZCCHC4, whose product is annotated as zinc finger CCHC-type containing 4. Bases 5 to 1378 code for a protein of 457 amino acids. Gene Ontology annotation, molecular function: zinc ion binding; rRNA (adenine-N6-)-methyltransferase activity; nucleic acid binding. Gene Ontology annotation, cellular component: nucleolus; cytoplasm. The transcript has 12 exons. Gene Ontology annotation, biological process: rRNA methylation. The record is from RefSeq and is a predicted model, not a curated record. Lineage: Eukaryota; Metazoa; Chordata; Mammalia; Chiroptera; Vespertilionidae.
GAAGAUGGCGACCCUCCGGGACAGGCUGGGAGCCGGGGAGGCGGAGGGGAGCGCGAGCAGCCCGGGCAGCUCGGGAGUGGAGGUGGUGCUUUCCUCCGACCCCGCCACCCCCGCCCCGCGGUGCCCUCACGGUCCCACGCUGUUGUUUGUAAAGGUGAGCCAAGGGAAGGAAGACACGCGGAGGUUUUAUGCCUGCUCGGCCUGUCGAGAUAGAAAAGAUUGUAAUUUUUUUCAAUGGGAGGAUGAAAAGUUGUCAGGUGCUAGACUUGCUGCCCGAGAAGCUCAUAACCGAAGAUGCCAGCCUCCUCUCUCCCGAAUGCAGUGUGUGCAAAGGUAUUUGAAGUUCAUUGAGUUGCCGUUGUCUCAGAGAAAGUUUUGUCAAAGAUGUCAGCAGUUGCUGCUGCCAGAUGACUGGGAGAAGCAUCGUGAGCACCAGGUCAUGGGGGAUAUUUCUGUCACCCAGUUAAAAAGGCCCAGUCAGCUCCUUUCUCCGUUGGAAAACAAGAAGACAAACGCGCAGUAUUUGUUUGCUGAUAGGAGCUGUCAGUUCUUGAUAGACCUACUUUCUACCCUUGGGUUCAGAAGAGUGCUGUGUGUUGGAACACCAAGGUUGCAUGAGCUGAUCAGGUUGAAAGCAUCAGGUGACAAGAAGCCUAACAUUAAAAGCCUUUUAUUGGAUAUUGAUUUUCGGUAUUCGCAGUUUUAUAUGGAAGAUAGCUUUUGCCAUUAUAACAUGUUUAACCAUCACUUCUUUGAUGGAGAGGUUGCCCUUGAAGUAUGCAGAACAUUUUUACAGGAAGAUAAAGGUGAAGGAGUCAUUAUGGUGACAGACCCUCCUUUUGGUGGCUUGGUUGAACCUCUGGCUGUUACAUUCAAGAAGCUAAUUGCUAUGUGGAAGAAAGGUCAAAGUCAAGAUAACAAUCACAAAGAACUACCCAUUUUCUGGAUUUUUCCCUAUUUUUUUGAAUCCCGAAUUUGUCAGUUUUUUCCAAGCUUCCACAUGCUGGACUACCAGGCCACGCCCACCAGCCAGUCAGAGCUACUAGAUGGCAGGAAAUGGAACCAUUGCUUUCUCUGCAAAAAGUGUGUAAAGCCUUCCUGGAUCCACUGUAGCAUUUGCAAUCACUGUGCUCUUCCCGGUCAUUCUUGCGAGGGCCCUAGAGACGGCUGCUUCAUUUGCGGUGAAUUAGAUCACAAACGUAGUACUUGUCCUAACAUCUCUGCAGCUACAAGAGUUAGCAAAGCUGUCAGAAAGCAGAAGCAGAGAAAAAGUAAUAAGAUGAAAAUGGAGACCACUAAAGGACAAGCAAUGAAUCAUACAUCUGUUACAAGGAAGAAGAAAAGGAGAGAAAGAGCCCAUCAAUAUCUUUGCUCUUAAAUGUCCAGUGACUUGAGAAUAAGAAAGAUUUAUAGUCCAACCUUUGAUGCCAUUUUCUGAAAGUGCCAUGCUGGACUUAAAUUCUGUCACUUUCAAAGGUGUGCACCGUUCUAAGCGAGGUAAUAGGCAGGUGGUAUUUGCUGGUUAUAGACCCGCAGCAGUGUCUCUGGAGACCUGGUAAGUUGUUCCAUCCUUAGCUGGUUUACCAGCUCUGUCUCUCGGUGUCUUUUUUCUCGCUUUAACUCCCUUCCAAUCAUAUUAUUUUAGCCUCUUUUAUCUGAAAAGUAUGUGUACAGCAUUCUUUUGCAGAAUCAGAAGAAAAUGAAAAUCUGAGGUUUUGUUUACUACAUUACAUAAGAAUAUGUUAAGAUAAAUGUUUUAAAUUAAUGUUAACAUAUUGUACAAUGACUUAAACCCCACUUGUAAAGAGAAGUACAAUUUUUUUCAGACAGAAUCUGAAAAUGAUGGAAAGAAUUUUGACAAAGGAAGUCUAAAGAUAUAAAGAUUAUAAUUAUGGUUACAUUAUUAUUAAAUAUUUAUUUUUAAGUACUUUUUGCAAUUGUCCUUUGAUGGAAUAGAAGCACCUAAAUGUUUGUUGAAUGAAUGAGGUAUUUAGAAUUAGGACUUGCUCCAUCAUCUCGUCUUUUAACCUAAGCAGUAAGUUUCUCUCUUUAUAUAAGGAGUGCAGAAGGCAGAAUAGUUUGGUGAUUCAAUCUCCUUAUUCCUUUUUUGACUAACACUUCCUGGCAUUAUGUCCUUGGCCAGGUUAUUCACUAUUUAUUUUUAUUUAUAUAUUUACAUAUUUAUUUCCCUUCAAGAUAGAUAUUAUUAAUAUCCACUUUUUACAGUUGAGGACAUUGAUUCUUGGGUAUCUAAAGUAAUAGUCUCAUACUUUGGAAAGUUGGUAAAAGUGGUUGACUUCAGACAUAAACAUGAGAAUCUACCUCCCAGAGAUUUUGCAGUUUACAUUCACAGUGAUGUAAAGAAAUUAGAUGAAAAAUAGGACUGAUCCUUAACAAUAAAAAGAGACACAGUUACUAGGUCUUGGGAGAAAUUUGAGACAAACUUCUAGGAAGUCUUGCAUGAGUGGAUAGGCUGACACUCUAUCCACUGAGCCAAGCUGGCUAGGGCUAUUUAUGCUUUUUUUGAGGUGCUUAGCUCAUGCCUUGUAUUAGAACACUUUGUGUACUUGUUUCCCUUGUAGUUUUAGCUCAUGGGUGACAGGGGCCUGUGGGCAUCACUUGUACUGUGCAUAUGGCGAUGUCAGACACAGCUGACUGUGGCAUGUGUGAUCUCUUUAUUCCUCCCUAGAACCUUGGGAAGCAUACGGCCAGGCUAACACAUUCUUCACCCUUCAACUGGUAGCUGCUCAUAAAUACAUAUUGAGUGACUAGGAAUGCCAUUUAAUAUGCUGCUUUAUGCCUCAGAACCCUAACUGCUACACGAGUAAGAAGCUAAUAUGCUCAGAGCUGCAUAGGUAAGGAACGCUUGCACAAAAUGCAAAGGAAAAUCCAAUUUCACUGAUUUGGUACAGUUUUAAUUAGAACAUUGGGGCAUGGGUUAAAUUACUUGAGGGUCAACUAAGAAGGGCAUUGCAAUCAAUAAAGUGAAGAUAAGAUCUCUACUAUUUGAUUUCAGGCGAUUCAGUAUAAAUGUUAACUCAGCAAAACUGAGGGAAAGUAAGCAAGCAGAUCUCAGAGCUCUGAGAGGUGAGUUUUAUCCCAUUAGUGGGACAGUUGAUAUUUUCAUACUGUUUAGUUGCUGCAAAGCCCUGCAGACUGGAAGUGUAGCAUCUGGUGGUCUCAGCCUGAAUAGAUAGGCCAGCUUCUUCAUUUGCAAAUUGGAGGUGAGGAGUGACAGAAAGCUAGAAUAGCAGCCUAAGCAUUCCACAUGCUUAGAGGGCAAAGGAAACAAAGGUUCCUGCCUGUUAACGUUGCAAUAGAUGGGCCAGGUAAAUCUAAGAAAAUGCAAAGCAACUCUCAUCCUCCCACCCAGAAAUCAGCACUGUCACAGCUUCUGCGUAUGUUCUUCCAGGGAUAGACUCUUGUAUAAGUAGUUAUACAGACAGGUGCUCUAAAAUUUCUCCCACAACAAUGAAAUUGUAAAUGCAUAUUAUUGUGUGAUACUCUUUUUUCAUAAACAUGUUGUU